CAGGCGACAAGCAGAGAGAGUGAGAUAGAGAGAGAGGUGAGAGCGGCGCGCGCUGGUGUGCUGAUGGUAGUAGCCGGUAUUUUGCUGCUCUUAGGAAUGAGUUCAAGAUUUUUUUUUUUAUUUAUGACGGCAGCUCACCCUAAAUACUUUGAGGCGCGUUACACAACGUUUUGACGUCUAAAUGACAUCGCUGUAGGUCCUCACUCCUGACACCGGUUCGGCUAAAAACUUAUCGGGUUGCGGUGAAGUAACGUUAGCUUAGCAUUUAGCAUAGCUGAGUUACAGUCCUCGGCGUUGUGCUGUGUGUGUGCGCGCGCGUGCGCUAAUUUACUUCUCAAUUAUUGACUUAACUACUGUAACGUGUUGCUCGUGUAUUCAGUUUUGCUCCUUCACUGAGAGCUAAAAGAAUAGCUAUUAGUGUGUGUGUGUGUGUGUGUGUGUUUGUGUGUGUGUGUGUUUUAAACGCCGGCCGUCCAUUAUGGAGAACGCUCACACCAAAACGGUGGAGGAGGUUUACAGCUAUUUCAGCGUGAAUGAAAGCACCGGACUCGGCCUCGACCAGGUGAAACGACAGCGAGAGAAAUGGGGUCCAAACGAACUGCCAGCAGAAGAAGGUAAAUCACUGUGGGUGCUGGUGAUCGAGCAGUUCGAGGAUCUCUUAGUCAGGAUUCUUCUUCUAGCAGCGUGUAUAUCAUUUGUACUGGCCUGGUUUGAAGAGGGAGAAGAGACCGUUACGGCUUUUGUGGAGCCUUUUGUAAUAUUGUUAAUUCUUAUAGCCAACGCCAUCGUAGGGGUUUGGCAGGAGCGAAAUGCAGAAAAUGCCAUCGAGGCCCUCAAGGAAUACGAGCCCGAGAUGGGAAAAGUGUAUCGACAGGACAGGAAGAGCGUGCAGAGGAUCAAAGCCAGAGACAUUGUUCCUGGAGAUAUUGUGGAAGUGGCCGUGGGUGACAAAGUUCCAGCCGACAUCCGCCUAACGUCUAUCAAAUCCACCACACUACGAGUGGACCAGUCCAUUCUGACAGGAGAGUCUGUAUCAGUCAUUAAACACACGGACCCAGUCCCUGACCCACGGGCUGUAAACCAGGACAAGAAGAACAUGCUGUUCUCUGGCACCAACAUUGCAGCCGGUAAGGCUGUGGGUGUCGUCGUGGCCACGGGCGUGAACACAGAAAUCGGCAAGAUCCGUGACGAGAUGGCCUCCACGGAGCAAGAACGCACGCCCCUGCAGCAAAAGCUGGAUGAGUUCGGAGAGCAGCUCUCCAAAGUCAUCUCUCUCAUCUGUAUCGCUGUGUGGAUCAUCAACAUCGGUCACUUUAACGACCCGGUGCACGGUGGCUCUUGGAUCCGCGGUGCUGUCUACUACUUCAAGAUCGCCGUGGCACUGGCCGUAGCCGCCAUCCCUGAAGGGCUUCCUGCCGUCAUUACCACCUGCCUCGCACUGGGCACUCGCCGCAUGGCCAAGAAGAAUGCCAUUGUGCGCUCACUGCCUUCGGUGGAGACGCUGGGCUGCACGUCAGUCAUCUGCUCAGACAAGACUGGCACACUGACCACCAACCAGAUGUCUGUGUGCAGGAUGUUCAUCGUCGACCAGGUGCGGGGAGACGGCUGCUCUCUCAAAGAGUUCACAGUAACUGGCUCCACAUAUGCUCCUGAAGGACAAGUGUUGCAGGAUGGGAAACCGGUGAAAUGCUCCAAGUAUGAUGCUCUGGUUGAGAUGGCCACAAUCUGUGCCCUGUGCAAUGACUCCUCUCUGGAUUAUAACGAGGCCAAAGGAGUGUACGAGAAGGUUGGAGAGGCGACAGAAACAGCUCUCACAUGCCUGGUGGAGAAGAUGAACGUGUUUGACAAUGAUCUCAAAACCCUUACCAAGAUCGAACGGGCCAACGCCUGCAACUCUGUUAUUAAGCAGUUGAUGAAGAAAGAAUUCACACUUGAGUUCUCACGGGACAGGAAGUCCAUGUCGGUGUACUGUACCCCCAACAAGGCACGCUCCGCCCUUGGCAAGAUGUUCGUCAAGGGUGCACCAGAGGGAGUGAUCGACAGGUGUACACACAUCCGUGUGGGUAGUAAUAAGGUCCCCCUGACACCGGGCAUUAAGGAGAAGAUCCUGUCUGUGAUUCGCGAGUAUGGGACAGGACGGGACACACUGCGUUGCCUGGCCUUGGCCACACGGGACAAUCCGAUCAGCAAAGAGGAGCUUCGGCUGGAGGAUUCAUCUUGCUUUGUCGAGUAUGAGACCGAUCUGACAUUCGUGGGUUGUGUGGGCAUGUUGGACCCUCCCAGGGCUGAGGUGGCCGCCUCCAUCAAGCUGUGCCGCCUGGCUGGCAUCCGGGUCAUCAUGAUCACUGGUGACAACAAGGGCACAGCCGUGGCUAUCUGCAGGCGCAUCGGUAUCUUCAACGAGAACGAUGAUGUCUCACGCAUGGCCUUCACGGGCCGCGAAUUUGACGACCUGUCGCCUGCGGCACAGCGCGAAGCUGUGCUCAGUGCCCGCUGCUUUGCCCGUGUCGAGCCUUCACAUAAAUCCAAGAUUGUGGAGUACCUGCAGUCCUAUGACGAGAUCACUGCCAUGACUGGCGAUGGUGUAAACGAUGCUCCUGCACUGAAGAAGGCAGAGAUAGGCAUUGCGAUGGGCUCAGGCACAGCUGUGGCGAAGACGGCCUCUGAGAUGGUGCUGGCUGAUGAUAACUUUGCAACCAUCGUAGCAGCCGUGGAGGAGGGGCGAGCCAUCUACAACAACAUGAAGCAGUUCAUCCGCUACCUCAUUUCCUCCAACGUGGGAGAGGUGGUCUGCAUUUUCCUGACGGCGGCUUUGGGAUUCCCUGAGGCUCUGAUCCCAGUGCAGUUGCUGUGGGUUAACCUGGUGACAGACGGUCUCCCUGCUACAGCCCUUGGCUUCAACCCUCCUGAUUUGGACAUCAUGAGUAAACCCCCCCGCAAUGCCAAGGAACCCCUCAUCUCCGGCUGGCUCUUCUUCCGAUACCUGGCUAUUGGCUGCUAUGUCGGUGCCGCCACAGUUGGAGCUGCUGCCUGGUGGUUUAUUGCUGCUGAAGACGGACCAAGAGUCAACUUCUAUCAGCUGAGUCACUUCCUCCAGUGUGGACCAGAGAACCCAGAGUUUGAGGGCAUUAAUUGUGAGGUGUUUGAGUCGCCUUACCCCAUGACCAUGGCCCUGUCUGUGCUGGUCACCAUUGAGAUGUGCAAUGCCCUCAACAGUGUGUCUGAGAACCAGUCUCUGCUGCGCAUGCCCCCAUGGGAGAACGUUUGGCUGCUGGGCGCUAUCUGCCUCUCCAUGUCACUCCAUUUCCUCAUCCUCUAUGUGGAGCCUCUGCCGAUGAUCUUUCAGAUCACCCCGCUGAACAUGACCCAGUGGCUGAUGGUGCUGAAGAUCUCGCUGCCCGUCAUCCUGCUAGACGAGGUGCUGAAAUUCACAGCCAGGAAUUACCUCGAACCCGGUAAAGAUUUGGACACGCCCACGGGAAAGUGCUCGCUCAGCGCCUGCACCGAGGGCAUCUCCUGGCCUUUCGUGGCGCUCUCACUCCCCCUGGUGCUCUGGAUCUACAGCAACGACACUAACCUGGCUGAAAUGUUCUGGUCCUGACUCAUCUGAGCACAGAAACACAAACCCCCCUUCCCCUCACUCAGUGUGUAGAUAGAAAGAAUGUGUGUGUAUGUAUGUGUGUUAAGUGUGCCUGUGCACCAGUGAAUGUGCACGAGGAGGACCGCGUUAACACGAACAUAACAAUAAUAUAAUAAAUGUAACAAAGUUCUUUUUAAAAACCAUGUCUAGCGGGUAUGGAGGGGACCACAUAGAGCUGAAGUCUUUAAGUAUUAAUGACCAUUAUUAUUAUUCCCACGUCUGGACGUUCUGCUGGUUUGGUCUUAAAACAGUCAUUUGUGUUAUUUUUGCCUUAUUUUUUUUUUUUCUUUUUAGUUUUUAAGAAUUUGCAUUUCAGACAAAGUAGAAAUACUAAAGUCAUUGUCUUGAUUUUUUGUGUCCUCCCUUUCAGUGCAUGAAGAAAAGCUCUACGAUGUGUACCAAGUUUGAACACUAUUUUAUACAACUCAUUUGUUUUUUGGUCUGUAUUAUAAGGAAUCCACUGACGUGACUUAAUGACGGGUUAAGUUUAGGCAGCCGGUUAACUUUUUUUUAAAUUAUUAUUCCUUCCUCUCCUGUAUAUUUCCAUAAAGCCAUAACACAGAGGCGAGUCAUUUUCAUUCUGGCGUAAGGAUGCAUUUGAAGUAAAAUGAGAUCAGGUAGUUUGUCACAAAUUGCACAAAUUUGUCAAAAAAAAAAAAAAAAAAAAGCCAUGUACAAGAACAGAAUCCAGUUUGAGCAUCCUACACAGCUGCCUAAACAUAGCUGGGGAGACUAGGAAAGCUGUUUACAUUUGUUUACUGUGUCCAGUGUGAAUGUUCGACUUGUUCAGAGCGGAGGCAUAGGAGUAUAGGACAUUUGGGUGGGAGUGAACGCAUCGACUAAAUCAGAUCCUGAAAUGGAAGCUGCAUGUUGUGUAUCCUGCAUGCAUUAUGUGUGGGUUUUCAUUUAUUUGUCUGUCUUCCCCUUUGUAUAAUAACCUCCAUUUUGGUGUUUUCCUUAUUAUUUUUUUUAAUACCUUAAUUAUUAAAGCCAGUUUUUCUGCACUGGGCAGAGCACAGCUACCUCAAUACAGUCUGAUUAGUUUCUCGCCUCACUGAGCUUUACACAUCCUGUGUAUGACCUUGUUGCUUUGAGGUGUGCCCCUCUUGGCUUGUGCAGAAAAAAUAUAAAUCAAAUCAUCCUGUCCCUGAUUUUUUUCCCCCCCGUUUUAAGGAUGUAUUUUCUUUUGUAUUUUAUAAUUGAUUUGACUUAUUAACUUAAUUUAGAAGUGUUUGAGGCAGGGUGGGGUGGGUGAGUCAUGGAUGUAAAUGUUGCCAUGUACGGCGUAGGUCUGAGAUGAAAAAAAUGUUAACAUGAUAGGUUUAUUAAAUAGUGCAUUUAGGACAUGGAUUUUAUGAUGCAAAACCAAAAUGUUUCACUCUCCCUUUUUUUUUCUACUUCAAGAAAAUACACUCAUGGACCAUUUGAAUUAAAAAUAGUGCGUGUCUCUUUAUUUUACUGGCUUUUUUUUUGGUUUGUUUUUACAUAGUAUAUAUAUGUAGAGUUACAGGAGCAAUUAUACUUGAAAUAAUGUAAAUACAAUAAGAAGUUAACGUUUGACCAGGCAAGCACAAACUGAAGAGCUAGCUUGUGCUACUGCAGGACCCUGUCAUUUUGUACAUAGCACAUGUACUCAAUUUACCUGUACCAAUUAACGUUUUACAUCACAGAUCGAGUGUUUAGCAAUCCCAGUCGUAAGCCUAAUCCUUGUUUGUGAAAAGCUGUCAUUAUUACAUGCCACAUGAAGCAUGUUACUGUGCCAUCUGAGUGGCACUGCCAGUGUUGGUACCUAACAACUCUGCUUUUCCCCUCUGUUAUGCCAUCAAUGGGCGUCCCCUUCACCGACUUGCGCCUUGUAAGACGUGCCCGUCUCCCUCCAGCUUGUUCUGGGGAGGAAACUGGACGCUUCUCUUUGUGCAUGUGGCAUUCCCUCCUCCAUGUUGUACGCUGCAUGAUCCUUGGUUUGACCGGCAGGAGCAGCUGUUCUUUACUGAUGGAGCAAAUGAUUAACAAAGGACAAAAGGCUGAAUGGACAACUGUGAAUUCUUUUUGCUUUGUAGAGGAGAGUGAUAAACUGUGUGCAGGCUGGGCUUCCAGCAUCCUUGCUCCUCUAUUUUGUAUGAACAAGAAAAUUGUCUACCAUUGCAUAUCAUGCUGCCUUGCAAUCAGUUUGUCAGUAUAGGUUACAUCUAAAUAUGUUAAAUUCCUUUUUUAAACUGUGUAAAAUGUCAGUUUUCUAUACAGUAUACAUAUGUAUAAUAUAUAGUAAAAUGCAUGCCUUCUGUUGUAAGUAGCUAAGCAAUUUUAUCUAUAUUUAUAUAGUAUUUGCUGUGUACAUCGGUGCUCAAUGGUAUGAUAAGAUGGACAUCAUUUUACAAAUAAACUCACCAGGUUGAUUUUA
This is a messenger RNA of Pangasianodon hypophthalmus (striped catfish), 6041 nucleotides long. It is a transcript of the gene atp2a2b, whose product is annotated as ATPase sarcoplasmic/endoplasmic reticulum Ca2+ transporting 2b. Gene Ontology annotation, biological process: calcium ion transmembrane transport; intracellular calcium ion homeostasis. Lineage: Eukaryota; Metazoa; Chordata; Actinopteri; Siluriformes; Pangasiidae. Gene Ontology annotation, molecular function: ATP hydrolysis activity; ATP binding; P-type calcium transporter activity. The transcript is spliced from 21 exons. The record is from RefSeq and is a predicted model, not a curated record. Bases 479 to 3601 code for a protein of 1040 amino acids. Gene Ontology annotation, cellular component: membrane.